Messenger RNA from Uloborus diversus, 706 nucleotides. RefSeq lists its product as uncharacterized. The coding region runs from base 133 to 486 and encodes 117 amino acids. The transcript is spliced from 3 exons. The record is from RefSeq and is a predicted model, not a curated record. Lineage: Eukaryota; Metazoa; Arthropoda; Arachnida; Araneae; Uloboridae.
AAGCUACUCGUUCUCUACAAUGUCAACAAUCCAGCAAUAAGCUUCAGCUUUAAAAGUUUUAUUUUAAUUACAAAUAUUGAUGAGCAGUAUCAUUUGAUAUCACAUCUAAAAACUGAUUCAACAUCAAUUAAUAUGUUUAAAAAGAAGGCAUAUCUUUCUGCUCGUCCCCCCAUUCCCGGCAGAGAAGAAAUAAUGGACGAUUUUGCAAAUGCAAGUGCUGAUGACAUAGCAUUCAAACCACCAGAUAAAAACCAACAACUCAGCAUAUCUGAAAAAUCACAUGUUGAUUCUAAAUCAAAGAAUGAAUAUUUAAGUUCAUCUGAUGCUUAUUCAAAGGUAGAUACAUUUAUCCAAAAGAUUCAUUUGCUGAACAAUGAAAUUUCUUUAUUAGAGAAACAAAAGGAAAGUCUCAAGCAAUUGGAAGAAAGUUUAACGAAAGAUAUGGAUUCCAUGAAAAAAGAAAUGGGAAAAAAUGUAUCAUCUUGAUAAAAGAAAGAACAAAUUAUUUGGUUGAAGGUUAAAGUUCAUUGUUAGAGUGAAAAUUUCGUCAUGGCUCAUCAUACAUUAAUGCAGUAAUGAUGUAAAAAUACAUCAUCAAUAUUUUUACUACUCUAUUGUUAAAAAACCAAAUAAGAGUACAAAAUUGAAAUGUUUUUAAAAGUUAAAAGUCUCAAACAUGUAAUCUCUUUAUAGUAAAUAAAAGAAA